AUGUUCGAAUCCCGCCUCGCCGAGCCAUUGGCUGUUGACACCCGAUCUUCUUCACUGCCGACCAAGAUCAACACUUUUACAACCACUAUCGAAUACCCCGAAGAGCAAGUGACCACUCCCACAACAGGCCAGCGGAGCCGUGGCAAUAGUCUUUCGUUCCCAACCCGAGAUCUCACCGCCGAUCAGCCAACCAGGGGACAAGUAUCUCCGAUGAAAAUGACGACUGAAGGCCGCUACACCCCGAGCCCCGAACCGCCGCCGGCGCUGUUCGUGCGGGCCAUGUACGAUUAUGACGCAGACGAUCACACCAGUCUCAGCUUCCGCCGAGGCGACGUUAUCCAAGUGUUGAAUCAAUUAGAAACCGGUUGGUGGGACGGAGUCAUCAAUAACAGUGUGAGGGGCUGGUUUCCCAGCAACUAUUGUACCGUGAUCACCGAUCUCAGCGAAAUCGAAGAGGAGCAGCUUUCGCAUGGUCGCGAGGAGGAGGAUGCUAUCGUGGACUCCGGCGCCGGAGAGGAUUACGAGGAGGAACAAGAGGCCGACGAAGUUGACUCAGCAGGGAACUCGCGCGAUUCGCAGCCGAUCCUACCAAUCGAGGGCGCAACAGCGCCCAAGGACCAGGAGGAGGCUGCUUUCUGGAUCCCGCAGGCUACACCCGACGGCCGCUUGUUCUACUUCAACACGCUCACCGGCUACAGCACUAUGGAGUUGCCCUUCGAAAACCCGACGGCCAAUGAGACCGGCCCGUAUGACCGGAACACGGUGAUCGUGCCUGACCAGACUCGACCACCCCCAGAACUAAUGGCCCGUGGGUUCGAACGUGACGAGGACGACUACGAUGGUUCGGCAUCCGAAGCGGAGGGCGAGUCUCUGAUGUUGACCUCCCGCGACUCGAUGUCUCGGAGGCGUCAGUCAUACCUCGAUGGGGUGUCACCCGCCACAUCGAUGGACUCGUUACACCCACCGUCGGCGACGAAAUCUAUCAGUGACGAUAAGCUGUCAUAUCAAGCGAUGCGGUGCGCGCAAAACUUCUUUGGAGGCGCUCCGCCAAGUAGUAACAAUUCCAUCUCCGAUAACAUCCAUCGCCCUUCUAUCUCUUCGGAAGUCCCCUCGCAUUUUGUUGACGAUGGUGCUUCGGCCGUUCUGACUUGGCCUUUGCUUGUUGAGAACAUGCGACAGGCUGUCGAAGUCUACCGACAGACGCUGUUGAACGGCGACCGGUCGGAGUAUGUGCGGAAGGCAGAGGACAUUUCCGAUCAUCUACGCAUGUUGCUGGCGGCUGGCUCGGACACAACGGACAACCAUUCGGGCAAUCCGUCGAUCAUUUCCACCAACAAAGCGCUCUAUCCCAAUUUCAGGGAUAUGAUGUCCAAAUUCUCCAAGUUGGUGCUCUCAUCGCAUAUUGCUGCAGCUGAUUGGCCAGGCCCAGAUUCCGUCAACAAGUGCCUGCAGGAGGCGGAUGGCGUGUUGCAGGGUGUCUAUGGAUUUGCCGAAGUGGCCAGGCAGCAGCGCGGCGAUUCCAUCAAUCGUAUCGUCCCAGGCUUCGUUGGUGGUAGUCAUUCGGGCGGCUACUGGCAGAACAACGGCGUUCUUCUCAAUGAACCUGGUCCGACUUGUUUUCUGGACCACGAUGGGACGGAUAUGCGAGCGGAGCCGUCUGUGCCCCUUGACGCAGCCUUGCUAGACAAGAUUGACAUUCUCAGGAGGAACUUCGUUGGCAGCAUUCGUCGUCUGGAGGAACGUCUUACGCUCAAUCAGAAGAAAAUUGUCACCAUCGUGGAACACGAGAACAUCGGUAACUCAGUGUCGGCCGCUGCCAUCAAGGUUGUCGACCAAUACCGCCCGUGGAUCUCAGCUGUCGAAUCUAUCAAUCUGGCGCCCCUUGGAACCGGUUUUCAGAAUCCCCAACUCGUCGAUUUCAGUUUGCAGAAACAACGGGUGUACGAUGCAAUUGCCGACUUUGUUGUGAGCUGCCAAGCAGUUACGGCUCCUCUAGGAGACGAAUGGGCUGAAUUGCGCGGUGAUUCUCUUGAGGAUCGUUUGAACGCGGUUCGCAGCGUCGCGAGACAACUGGAGAACUUCGUUUCCCAGAUUGGAUUCUCGCUAUCACUCCUUCUUGAACAGGUUCCUGAGCCCGCAUCAGCCUCCCGCGCUGAGAGUCGUCUGGGUGGAGACAGCGAGAAGCCCAAAGGCAUUCAUAGCCGCGCAGAGUCUCAAUCGAGAAUCGCAACGGAAUCGAUUGGGAUUCCAUCUUCGUACUCGAUCGAGAACUCUACUGAGAAAGUCCGACGCAAUAUGGAUAAGGCGCAAAGAUUCUUUGGGCAAGCACCACCAGCUGCGAUCCCGCGGGAAUCUGUGCGAGAGCCGGUUCGCGAGCCGGAAGAGACCCCCUGGUUCUUAAAGAUGGAUCACGAAGGCGAGGUGUUCUUCGAUACGAAGAAUGACAAUCCCACCCUCAAGUGCGGCACCCUAGCCGGUUUGGUGGAGCAAUUGACACGCCAUGACAAGCUCGAUGCUUCCUUCAACAAUACUUUCCUUCUCACCUAUCGCUCGUUCACGACUGCCAAGGAGCUUUUCGAGCUGAUCACCCAGCGAUUCAACAUCCAGCCUCCAUUCGGCCUCAACCCGGACGAGAUGCAGAUGUGGGUCGACAGGAAACAGAAGCCCAUUCGGUUCCGUGUUGUCAACAUACUGAAGAGUUGGUUUGAAAACUUUUGGAUGGAGCCCAAUGACGCGGCACACAUGGCAUUGCUUGAACAUGUUCACUCGUUUACCAAAGAUUCCAUCGCAACCACCAAGACCCCGGGCUCACCACAGCUACUGGCAGUAAUUGAACAGCGACUUAAGGGCCAGGAUACCACUGUCAAGCGCUUGGUUCCCACUCAAUCAACCGCAGCUCCGACGCCGAUAAUUCCGAAGAAUAUGAAGAAGAUGAAAUUCUUGGACAUCGAUCCGACGGAGUUUGCUCGACAGCUUACGAUUAUUGAAUCCCGUCUUUACUCUAAGAUCCGGCCUACGGAGUGUCUGAACAAGACAUGGCAAAAGAAGGUUGGCCCCGAAGAGUCUGAACCUGCUGCCAACGUAAAGGCUCUCAUUCUUCAUUCCAACCAAUUGACAAAUUGGGUUGCGGAGAUGAUUCUCACUCACAAUGAUGUCAAGAAGCGUGUGGUGGUCAUUAAACACUUUGUCAACAUCGCAGAUAAAUGUCGCGCGCUGAACAAUUACUCCACUCUAACAUCCAUCAUUUCUGCUCUGGGAACAGCACCCAUCCACCGUUUGGGACGCACAUGGUCUCAAGUCAGUGGACGCACGUCUGCUGUGCUAGAGCAGAUGCGCCGCCUUAUGGCGAGCACGAAGAAUUUUGGUGAAUACCGCGAGACACUGCAUCUGGCCAAUCCACCUUGCAUUCCAUUCUUUGGUGUCUAUCUGACCGAUUUGACGUUCAUUGAGGAUGGUAUUCCAUCUUUGACACCAUCCGAAUUGAUCAAUUUCAACAAGCGCGCGAAAACGGCGGAAGUGAUCCGUGACAUUCAGCAGUACCAGAACGUCCCGUAUCUUCUGCAGCCAGUCCCCGAGCUGCAGGAUUACAUCCUUAGUAAUCUACAAGCGGCAGGCGACGUGCAUAACAUGUACGACCGCAGUCUGGAGGUGGAGCCGAGGGAGAGGGAGGACGAGAAAAUCGCAAGGUAUGCUGCUAGCAAUACUCCUAUUGCUCCCAACACUGCAACCGCCAGUCCUACCAAAGGGAAUGGCAAGAACACAGCCAUGACUCCUAGCAUGCGUACCUUGACCUUUGCGAGCAUGGUCGCGUCAACACGAUAA
Molecule: messenger RNA, 3822 nt
Organism: Aspergillus homomorphus CBS 101889
Lineage: Eukaryota; Fungi; Ascomycota; Eurotiomycetes; Eurotiales; Aspergillaceae
Product: putative cell division control protein Cdc25
Exons: 3
Coding region: 1-3822 (1273 amino acids)
Biological process (GO): Ras protein signal transduction; positive regulation of GTPase activity
Cellular component (GO): plasma membrane
Molecular function (GO): guanyl-nucleotide exchange factor activity; protein binding
Source: RefSeq, a predicted model, not a curated record